This is a messenger RNA of Trifolium pratense (red clover), 2508 nucleotides long. RefSeq names its product transmembrane protein 209. Gene Ontology annotation, cellular component: membrane. NCBI's taxonomy places the organism in Eukaryota, Viridiplantae, Streptophyta, Magnoliopsida, Fabales, Fabaceae. The record is from RefSeq and is a predicted model, not a curated record. The transcript has 7 exons. Bases 102 to 2114 code for a protein of 670 amino acids.
UAGAACUUGAACACUACUCAACUGAGUAACCAACAACAUGCUUUGAAGUUUGAAGUAUAAAAUAUAAACCUCAAUUCAAAAACCCUAGCUAACAGACAGCCAUGGCUUCUUCUUCUCCUCCACCAUCCAAAUCCAAAUUCUCCGUUUAUCAAAACCCUAAUUUUUCCGCAGUUCUCACCUCCAACAGUCUUCAACCUUCCAAUUACACUCUCAUUUCAAUCCUUUCCUUCUUCUCCGCAUCUACAUUCGCCUUUCUCACCAUCAUCUUCAGGGAAAAUGGAUUCAUUGAUAUCUUCAAACUCAAUUUUGUUUCCCCUUUUACAGCUUAUUGGCUUGUUAAGACACUGCAAAUUUUGUUGGGUUUUGUCUUCAUUGGAACUAUGUUAGCAUUGUUCAAAGUUGUGUUUUCGCGUAAAACUAUGGUUGUGCCGAAUUCUAAUAAAGGUAAUAAGAAUCAAGUGAGUCUUACUAAACAUCAGUUAGAGCUUUUAGGAGUUAAGCCGAAGGUUGAUUUGGUACAGUCUGAGUCAUUGAAAAAGCCGCCAAAGUCUAAACCGCAGCCAGGUUCUUCUGAUUUGCUUGUUCCACUUCAUCCGACAAUUUCAAGCCCUAGUCGUCGUGGUGAUGUUGAUGGUUCAAAUUCUAAUAGGGGUGGUUCUGGUCGUCCAAUUGGCACACUCUCGAGGUCGCCCGGUUCAGCAACUUUUUACCUUUCUCCUGGAGUAGUUUCACCUGCACAGGGUGCCUCGGGUGUGGAUUCAGUAGUCUCAAGCCCUUGGUCUAGUAGGAGGGCAUCUUCUGCUAAUAAGAUAACAUCAAAGGAAGAGCUAGAACAGUUUUUAGCAGAAGUAGAUGAAAGAAUGACCGGAUCUGCAGGGAAGCUGUCUACUCCACCACCUUCAGUUCCUGGUUUUGGUAUAGCGAGCCCGAGCCCUAAUACAGUUACAGGAUCGGCUAGUAACUCUGUUGUUAAAAGACAUACACCAUUGAGGCCUGUGAGGAUGUCUCCGGGCUCCCAAAAGUUUAACACUCCCCCUAAGAAGGGUGAAAGUGGUGAGCUUCCUCCACCGAUGUCCAUGGAAGAAGCAGUUGAAGCUUUUGAUCAUUUGGGCGUAUAUCCUCAAAUUGAGCAGUGGCGUGAUGGACUCAGACAAUGGUUCUCUUCAGUUUUGCUAAAUCCUUUGCUUCACAAGAUUGAGACAAGUCAUGUUCAGGUUAUGAAUGCAGCUGCCAAACUCGGUAUUUCAAUUACAGUCAAUCAAGUGGGCAAUGAUAUGCCGUCUACCGGAACCCCUACAUUGCCAUCAAUUGACAAGACUCAAGAAUGGCAACCAGCAGUUACCCUCAAUGAAGAUGGAUUGCUUCAUCAGUUGCAUUCUACUCUUGUGCAGGCCAUAGAGGCUUCCAAAUCCAAGUCAUUUGUACCUAAUAUGCAGCAAUCCCCGCAGCAGGGUCCUUUGGUUCCUAUCAUGCAGGACUGUGUCGAUGCUAUCACUGAACACCAAAGACUCCAAGCCUUGGUUAAAGGGGAGUGGGUCAAAGGUUUGCUACCUCAAAGCAGUGUUCGAGCUGAUUACACCGUGCAAAGGAUCCGAGAGCUUGCAGAAGGAACUUGCUUGAAGAAUUAUGAGUAUCUCGGUAGCGGGGAAGUUUAUGAUAAAAAGAAUAAGAAGUGGACACUUGAGCUACCAUCUGAUUCUCACUUGCUCUUGUAUCUGUUUUGUGCUUUCCUAGAACAUCCAAAGUGGAUGCUACAUGUAGAUUCUAUGUCUUAUACUGGAGCUCAGUCUAGCAAAAACCCCUUAUUCUUGGGAGUCCUUCCUCCAAAGGAAAGUUUUCCGGAGAAAUACAUUGCUGUAGUGUCUUCGGUCCCUUCUGUGCUGCACCCGGGAUCAUGUGUACUAGUAGUUGGAAAGCAGGGUCCCCCAAUCUUUGCCCUGUACUGGGAUAAGAAGCUGCAGCUUUCACUUCAGGGAAGAACAGCACUUUGGGAUUCCAUCUUGAUUUUGUGCCAUAAGAUUAAAGUUGGGUAUGGAGGUAUUGUUAGGGGUAUGCAUCUAGGUGCUUCAGCUUUAAGCAUUUUACCGGUUAUGGAGACAGAAUCUGAAGAUUAAGAGAUGUACAGACAACAAACUAUGAUCCUUUCGCCGAUAUUCUACAUGACGGCUUCAACUAAUGUGGCAAUGAGUCAGGAAUUUCAGCAAAGAACUUGCUGGAGGCUAAUUCAACAAUUGAAAGUUGAUAGAACUGUGUUAUGUCGGUUUAAGCUAUCAUGUAAUGUUCUAGAUGCCGUGACAAUGUCCGACGGCAUGAUAAUCUGGGUUCUUGUACUUUGUAAAAAUUCAAAUUCAGAUAGCUCAUGACCUAAUUUGUACUAAAAAUUAAAUUCAAAUAGCUCACUGACACCCUCAUAAUUUUCUCUUACAAAAGAUUUUGUAACUGGUAACAAUCAGUGUUGUGCGUUAUAGUGUUAACGAAACUACAAAUAAACCCUUCGAUGAUUAUUCA